Molecule: messenger RNA, 455 nt
Organism: Strongylus vulgaris
Lineage: Eukaryota; Metazoa; Nematoda; Chromadorea; Rhabditida; Strongylidae
Source: the annotation of a GenBank genome assembly
AUGGUCGAACAACCUUCCUCCGAUAAUCAGGUUCGAACGGAUAUUUACUGGUAUGCAGUGAAUCCAAGUACGAAGAAGAUUUGUAAGAAGCAUGAGUACAGAAAGCUCUUCGAAACGCCAUCAAUAGCAAUGGUAGCUGGCAAAGUUCAACCAUGGUUCCGGCUUGAGAAGAUUGCCGAAGAUGUCGUUGAUGACAACGAUGCUGCAGGUGGUAUGCUGCCCAGCAACUGGAAGACGGCUAGCAUAAUGUUGAUAGGCUUGGCUAUCCUUAUUGCUGUCGGUGCUGUGAUCGGAAUAUGCGCAGUAUGCAUAUUCUGGAGUCGAUACAGAAUUUCUCAAAGCAGUGUGCACUCAUUUAAUCCUCGUGGAUAUCCACAGAAACUUGGAGCUGUUUUCCUGCCAAAUGCACCCAAUGAUCCACGGCUCGACAAGAUCUAUGAGACCCAGGUAUAGCU